AUGCCGCUCCCCUCCCUUCCUCUUUUCUUGGCAGCACAGCAACAUGCCCAGAAUGAUACGAAUAAGGUUGCUAUUAUAGACGCGACCAAGAAAGAAUCGUUCACUUUCACUCAAUUGCUUGAGGAUACUGCCGUUCUACGCAAGCGAAUUCUCGAGCUCCUCGGGUUGACAACUACGGGCGAUCUAGAGGAACGACGCAUCGCCUUCUUAGUCCCGAAUGGCUAUGAUUAUGUUGUCACACAAUGGGCCACCUGGGCUGCCGGUGGAGUGGCUGUCCCCCUCUGCACUAGUCACCCCGUUAAGGAGCUCCUAUAUACAAUUGGCGACUCGGAUCCCUCAUUGAUCCUCAUCCAUCCCGCGUUCGAGAAAAUCGCACCAGCUCUACGCGAGGCAUGCACCACCGAUAUCCCAUUUAUGGGACUAGAACCCUUCAGCCGCAAUGAAUCGCCAUCCCUCCCCUCAUUCGUCCCUUCAUUCCCGCUGGACCGACGCGCCCUGAUGAUCUACACCUCUGGAACAACCGGUAAUCCCAAGGGGGGGUCAUGGAAAUACAGUCCCUCCGAUCAUCUCAUUCACGUCCUUCCACUCCACCAUAUCCACGGAAUCGUCAAUGGCCUAACAGCCAGUCUGUUGAGUGGUACCACUGUGGAGAUGCACCCGAAGUUCGACCCCAAGGUUAUCUGGGAGCGCUGGCAAGAUAUUGGUUCAUCUACCAUGUUCAUGGCUGUACCAACAAUCUACUCGCGACUGAACGAUUACUUCGAUACUAGCAUCCGUGAAACCGAUCACGAAGAGGCUGCGCGAGCAGGCGCUAAGGCUUUGCGUCUGCUUAUUAGUGGAUCUGCCGCAUUGCCAACACCUGUCAAGACCAAGUUUGCCGAGAUCACAGGCCAGAUCCUACUGGAGCGAUUUGGCAUGACGGAGAUUGGUAUGGCGAUUAGUUGUGGUCUGGAGCUGGAUAAGCGGGUUGAUGGAAGUGUGGGCUGGCCGUUACCUGGUGUUCAGGUUCGAUUGACCGAGAAGGAGACUGGUCGGAUUGUUGAAGAAGUUGAUCAGGAUGGUAUGAUCGAGAUCAAGGGUGGCAAUGUAUUCCGUGAAUACUGGCGCAAGCCUGAGGCGACUGCCUCGGAGUUUACAGCUGAUGGCUGGUUCAAGACAGGAGAUGUGGCGAGGCGAGAUGCCACGGGAGCAUACUUUAUCCAGGGCCGGGCUUCUGUUGACUUGAUUAAGUCUGGUGGAUAUAAGAUUUCUGCAUUGGAGGUGGAGCGAAAGAUGCUUGCCCUUGAAUCGAUUCAAGAGGUUGCGGUUGUUGGACUGAAGAAUGAGGAAUGGGGUCAGCAGGUUGCUGCCAUUGUUAAGUUUCGUGAUGGGGCCACUCCACUGGAUCUUCCAGCUCUGCGUGCCAUCUUGAAAAUUGAGAUGGCCCCUUACAAGGUCCCCACCGUGUUGAAGGUUGUGGAUGGCAUUGAACGUAAUGCCAUGGGCAAGGUUAACAAGAAGACGCUGAUCCAAAAGUAUUGGCCAGAUAAGGUAUAG
This is a messenger RNA of Penicillium malachiteum, 1536 nucleotides long. Its product is annotated as acyl-CoA synthetase. Gene Ontology annotation, molecular function: medium-chain fatty acid-CoA ligase activity. Bases 1 to 1536 code for a protein of 511 amino acids. Lineage: Eukaryota; Fungi; Ascomycota; Eurotiomycetes; Eurotiales; Aspergillaceae. Gene Ontology annotation, biological process: fatty acid metabolic process. The transcript is spliced from 4 exons. The record is from RefSeq and is a predicted model, not a curated record.